Messenger RNA from Solanum lycopersicum (tomato), 2656 nucleotides. RefSeq lists its product as uncharacterized. NCBI's taxonomy places the organism in Eukaryota, Viridiplantae, Streptophyta, Magnoliopsida, Solanales, Solanaceae. Gene Ontology annotation, molecular function: zinc ion binding; ATP hydrolysis activity. The record is from RefSeq and is a predicted model, not a curated record. Gene Ontology annotation, cellular component: nucleus.
AGGGGUACAGUUCUUUGGGGUUGCAGUAGCUUUGAUAUAAAAGUUGGAGGAAUUCCAAGGAUGAAGAUGUCCAUACAUAAUCCUCCACUCAAAACACACACACCCAAAAAUAAAUCUUGUUCUGUACAGAGGUUUUAUGAUGGGAGAUCUUGGCGCGGAGGACGAGUUAUCAUUCGAAGAUCGCUUCAAACAGUAUGUAAUGGUGAAAAAGGAUGGGAAAAUCAUAUGCUCAACACAGUGUCUCAAUCCACCUGCCAAUACGCCUUCUAUUUGGAAUAUUAAACACAUUCUCCGACAAGACAAAUUUGACUUCCUCUCUGAGUUAUCCCGCUGCUUGUUACGCCGUUCUCCAGAAAAUUCUCAUCAGGAAAAGGAGUGGCAUGCAUUCCUUGGUUUUCUUCAGAAAUACAAAAAGGUCGCUAUUGGAGAACAUGAGCACUUUCAAUUUUACAUACUUCCUCCCAAAGAAGGCUCGCCAUUCAAUUAUACAUUUGCUUGUUACCGGGAGAGGGAAAAACCAAGUGAAUGUCCUGUAGGUAAGGCCUCUGGAUCAACUUCUCAUGUGAUUGAGGAUGCUUGUUCUCCCUGCAAUGAAGAGGCUGUUAUAGGUGCCCAAACUUGUGAUUUGUCAGCCAAAGUUAGUGGAAGGCCUGAAAAAACAAAUGUACAGAAUAUCUCCCUGGAGAGUAAUUUUGUGCAUGCAAAUCCUAGUUAUUUGAAAACUCUAGGUCAUACCCAUUCUGGUUGGAGUUUUGGAGCAAUCGCGGAGUUUGUGGACAAUUCUAGAGACGCCAAAGCAACUAAGUUGGAAAUUUCUAUUGACAUCAUAUAUUCAAGAGUGGUUGGCAGAGAAAUUCCUAUGCUAUGCAUUAUAGACGAUGGGUGUGGAAUGAACCAUCAGGAGAUGCUUCAGAUGGUAUCAUUUGGACACAAGCAACCUGAUGCAGAUGACCCUAAUCGUAUUGGGAGAUUUGGAAUUGGUUUUAAGACUGGGGCAAUGAAGCUUGGGAAAGAUGCAUUGGUUCUGACACAGACUACUAACUCUAGAUCAAUUGCUUUCCUUUCCCAGACACUUAAUGAAGGAAAAGAUAAUCUGGAGAUACCCAUUGUAAGCUACUACAGAUAUGGGCAAUUUAUGGAGCUGGAUAAGCAAAAUGAGACUUUGUUCAAACACAAUUUGAAAGCUAUUAAGGAAUUUUCACCGUUUGAUAAGUACUUUAUUGGUCAAAAAGUAGGUCUGUUCAGUAAGGAUGGCACAGGAACGCAUAUAUAUAUCUGGAAUCUGGAGAAGUGGGGACCCAAUUAUAGCCUGCAAUGGGAGUCUGGAAUAACUGGUGGGAGCUCCUUCCAUCAGGGCGAUAUUCUCAUUCGUUCUAAACGGGUCAGAGCUCGUCCAGGCCAGAUGACUCAAAUGGUUCCUUUGGACUACUCACUUAGAUCUUAUUUGGAAGUGAUCUUUCUUGAUCCACGUAUAAAAAUAUAUGUCCAAAAAUCACAGGUUAAAAGUCGACCAUUAGCAAGAUCUCUGAACAGGACUGUUGUGGAAAAUGGUACUAUAAUGGGGAAACCGGUUCAGCUUACUCUGGGUUGCAAUCAAUUGGAAUGGGAAGAAGCAAAUUGUGGAAUAUUUUUGUAUUGGCAUGGACGUCUAAUAGAGGCUUACAAGAGAGUUGGGAGUAUGAUGCAUAAUGGAGAUAGAGGUCGUGGUGUCAUUGGUGUUAUUGAUGUCACAAAUCUAAUGGCUGAAGAUAACGGUCAUGUUUGGGUGCACAACAAUAAGCAAGGAUUCCAGGACUGUGAAGUGUAUGCUGAAUUGGAGAAGUGGCUGGGUGAGAAAUCAGACAAAUACUUGGAUGAACAUGUUGAUAAAGUUGAAUUGAAGCCAGGUAGUGGUGUAUACAAACCUGACAACGAGUGGGUGCAGUGUGACAAAUGUAGAAAGUGGAGAAUGUUGAGCCAUGGCUUCAACAGCAAGACUUUACCACUUCAGUGGUUCUGUUACAUGAAACCUUUUAACGGGGAAUGCGAGAGAUCAGAGCAGGAAGUUGAACCUGGAGUGAUAACGAUAUCCAGCAAGCGUCUGGGAUACAGUUCCACUGAAGAUCCCGAAGAGAUAAAGCGCAAGCUCUCCAGACAAGCUGUGGGGACAUCAAAAAACGUGGGUGAGAAUGAUUCAAGUCAUUCAAUGGAUGAGGAUCAAGCAAAAAAAUCACCUGCACAGAAACGUAAAAGGCUCCUAAGGAGUUGUAGGAAAAGUUAGUAUUACAUUGAAACAUGCCGUUUCUUCUUGUGCAGGUAUCUUUAUCGUAUGUAUUUGUUGUCGAUAUGCAGCGGCUUUUUGUUAGUACAGUCAUAUGUUGGGAAGAGGUCAUAGUGAAAUAUGUUAUUUUGUUGUACACCUUAUAUCAGAGAGAUGUGCUAUGACCGAACACUUGUCUUGAGUUAUAAGUUUCAACUAGUACAAGUAAAUCAAAGACACAUAGAUUGAUACUUAUUUGAUCACAAAUCAAAUAUGCAUAACUGCUAGUAGCUUUUUCUUUUCCCGUUACUGUGAAGAUAGUAAGGUAAGUAUCUGUUUUUCUUUUUUGGUAGUAGACUGAAUGAAAAUAUUGUAACGGAAAAUGGAAGUGGGAUUAAAGGAACAAUAUUUUUACUA